GCAAUAGAAUAUUUUUUGUCCUAAUUUUAUUUAUAUUAGAUAAUAGAUACUUGUCCAGUUUUGAUGGUGAAGAUGGAGGGUAUGGCUAAUAAUGCUUUUAACAUUUGUUUAGCUUCAUUGCAGUUACCAGAGCAACAAUCAAUGUCCUCAGCUUCAUCUCUAAUGGUGUCCAUCAUUAAACACAUACCAACACUCGACUUUGUAAGAGAAAUAAUAUCAAGACAAGGCCUCUCACUUGUAGAGUUUAUAUUGAGGGGCGUGGCAGGGGGCGUCGACCGGUCACGCCUUGAUUUACUUGUUAAUAUACUGCACCAGCUUAGCAUUCAGUGUGUGACGGAGUUAUCCACAUGGUUGCAAGUACUACUAUCAAAGCAAGGUUUCCCAACAGUCCAAGCCAGCUCUUUGGAGAAGCAAGUAUUCAUGCAAUCGGUUCUAAGAGCCCGUGGAGACAAAGAAACCCUCAGACAUAAAGUAUCCGAGUUCUCAUUAAUAUGUCGAGGAUUUCACGGAACUAUUUAUGCAAUUGAAACUUCGAGGAGUCUACCAUAGCAUCAUUAUACUGUUAGUAAAAUACUGACAAUCGGAAUCAAGAGGAAUUGAUACAUGUACUGUACAUUAGAAUCAUUUUUAUAUUAAAAAUUGGUAGUGCGAAAAUUAUUAAUAAGAAAUGUGUAUAUGUGUAAUAUAUUAUAGUAAUUAUUAUUGAUGUUGGUACUGUUGAUGAAAUUAGUGUUAUUUUAUUGUUUUUUUGUUUUAUUUUUUGUUGCUACACAUAAUUGUUAAAAUUGCUGUACAUACAGAAUAAUAUCAUCAUCAU
Amphimedon queenslandica is the source of this 817-nucleotide messenger RNA. RefSeq names its product importin-13-like. The record is from RefSeq and is a predicted model, not a curated record. The transcript has 3 exons. Gene Ontology annotation, biological process: protein import into nucleus. Gene Ontology annotation, cellular component: cytoplasm. The coding region runs from base 64 to 549 and encodes 161 amino acids. NCBI's taxonomy places the organism in Eukaryota, Metazoa, Porifera, Demospongiae, Haplosclerida, Niphatidae.